CAACAACAACAGCAACGCUCCAGUACCGCAUAUUCCGCGCGGCAUAGAAACCUUUUUCAAACUUUUUCUCUGACCAUAAUACCCUUCUCCUUUUGCUAAAAUUCCCACACAAAAACUAACCGGUAAAGAAACACAACACAACUUCACUACACUACACAGUCACUCGUUCGUUCAAAUCAAUCAUUUCUGCUUCAAAUCAUUCAAUUCAAUUCAUAUCUCUCUCUUUAUGGAAAAUUGAUAAAGGGAAAUUGCAAGAGACAAAAUCGAAUCCAAAAAGGUUUGGUGAUACCUGAGCUAUUUUCAGUUUAGGUCCUUCAUUCCUUCGAAAUCUGGACACUUUAAUGAGCUUGUGGCAGCGGUUAGAGACAACACUGAACUAUGAAGAAGCUAUUCUUUUUCAGAUCAUCUGCAUCUAGCGGUGGAAGCAAUAAUUCGGCUCCUCCAAAGUCAACUAAUGAGCAAUUGUCUUGGGAGGUUUUUUCAGAUAGUGGAGUGAAUAAUCAAGCUCAUGGCAAAAUUGAGGACAAGGGCUUCUUCUCCAAAUCUAGAAAGCAAGUUGCUGAUAACCAAAGUUCAAGUGCUGGUCCAAACCUUAGAAGGAGCAGGUCAAUGUCCUCGGCUUCCUUCCAGGUCAAAGAUCCAACUAGAUCUCCUACAAGUAGCAUUGCUAGUGAUCCGUAUCAUCAAUUUGAGCAUUCGUUGGGUCGCCAGACUCAAAAUUCUAAAAUGCGGGACAAGCCAACACAAUCUGCAGUGUCUGCUGUCAAAAAUUCCCAGAGGUGCGAGAAACCUGCUAGUAGUUCUUCAAGAUCCCAUCAUGAGUCAUCUGGGAACUCUACUUGUUCUAGCAACGUUUCAAGCAUGGUUGUGGAUCGUUACAUUGAUGGGGAACAACAGCUAGAGGAAAGUAGACCCAGGAGCAGUUCACAGAGGAAUGGCAGUAGACAUGGAAAUCCUUGCAUGAAUCUUCCACCAAAAGUUCAACAUACAACACCUAAUUCGCCAACUAAUGGAGUCAAAGACAAACCUAGGGCUCAUUCAUUUAGAGAAACUAAAGUUAGCCGUCUUCGUUCCUCAUCCCAAGAUUGGACAGACAAUGGGUAUGGGCAUGAAUCUCCAAGGACUCUUGCAAAAAAUGUCAUUGAGAGGCUUUCUCAAACUUGUGAUAUUUCUAAAAGGAGUUCAAAUAAUUUUUCUGUUGAUAAUCCAAUCACAAUCGAAGAUAUCUAUGCUAGAUCAAUGAAUGGACGAUACGAAUCUGAUUUUGAUGAUGCUCCACCGAAAAGCUAUUCAUUGGAAGAACCAUAUAGAAUGUCCAAUGGAUAUCAUGACAUGGACGGUAAUUGCAGGGGUUUAAGCUAUGAUGAACCUGAAGAGGAUCUUGAUGCAGAAUUAAUGAGAAGAUCAAAGGAAGCUGAGGACAGAGUUAUUCUUCUUUCAAAGAAAUUGGAACAUGAAAACUUUUUUCCUGACUAUGGUUAUGACGUGACAACACUGAUUCAGACAAUCAGAAACCUAGCCGAGGAGAAAAUUAGCUUGGCUCUAGAAGUUUCAACCCAUAUAAGGUCCCAAAUUGCUGACAGAGCAUCUGCCAAGGAAGAACUUAAUCGUGUAAAGACAGAACUGGAGAUUCGGAUUCAAAGACUAGAAAAAGAAAAGAAUGAGAUGCAGUCAGCAUUGGAGAAGGAAUUGGACAGGAGGUCAAGUGACUGGUCAUUUAAACUUGAGAAGUACCAGUCAGAAGAGCAAAGGCUUCGCGAACGAAUUAGAGAGCUUGCUGAACAGAAUGUAUCACUUCAAAGAGAAGUGUCCUCUUUUAGUGAGAGGGAAACAGAAAGCAAAAGUGUAAUGACACAUACUGACCAACAGCUCAAGGUGUUGACUAGUAAGGCAGAAAAAAUGAAAGGGGAGAUUCUGGGUUUGCAGCAAAACCUCUCAGAACUACAAGACAGAUGCAAGAUAGCUGAAGAAAACAGGGACUGCCUUCGAAGAAAUUUUGAAGAGAAGGAGAAGGAGUGCAAAGAUUUGCACAAGUCUGUAGCAAGAUUACAAAGAACUUGCAGUGAGCAAGAGAAGACAAUAAUAGGAUUACGAGAUGGGUUUAGUGAGGACCUUAAUAAGAACCAGUCUGUGGAGAGCAUCGAUAAGCACAUCAAGAAAAUGCAGAUGGAGUUGAUGAGGUUAACGGGUAUAGAAUCAGUCUUGAGAAGGGAGUUGGAAUCACACAAGUUUGAGGAGGACUCUCUUCGCCAAGAAAAUAUAACUCUGUUAAACCGGUUGAAAGGUGAUAGCAAAGAAUGCAUUGUUGCUACUUAUAAACUAGACAAAGAACUAUGCGCCCGGAUCUGCUGCCUUCAGAAUCAAGGCCUAACUAUGCUAAAUGAAAGCACAUACUUGUGUUCAAAGUUACUGGAACUCGUUAAAGAGAAUGGACAGAUUAUUGGAAAUGGUUUAGCUGGACAAUUUGUUGUUGAAUCUGAAACCAAAAUUCAUGGACUCAAAAGUGGAACUGAGGGGUUAACAAGGAGUUUGCAGAUGAUGCCUUCUUUGUUGAAAGAAAAGUCAAAUUUAUUGACUAUAGACGAUGAUAUGUUAGCAAAAUUGAAUAAUCAGUCGUCAGAGGAAAUUUUAACAAUUGAGCUUAAAGCGGAACGUUUGGUAACAAGUUUAUUAAAAGAGAAGUUGUACUCUAAAGAGCUCCAAGUUGAGCAGAUACAAGCUGAACUUGCUACAGCAGUAAGGGGAAAUGACAUACUUAGAUCUGAGGUGCAAAACACGUAUGACAACCUUUCAACUGCGUCUCACGAGUUGAAGAACCUUGAACUUCAGAUGUUGAAGAAAGAUGACAAUAUAAACUGCCUUCAACGGGAUCUUCAAGAGUCUACAAGGGAAUUAUCAAUCAUGAGGGGAAUGUUGCCAAAAGUGUCAGAGGAGAGAGAUAAGUUGUGGGAGAAAGUGAAGCAAAUUAGUGAGGAGAAUAUGCUGUUAAACUCAGAGAUCGAAGUGCUAAAGGAGAAAAUAGCGACACUUGAUACUGAUAUACUCAUUAAGGAAGGUCAAAUAUCAAUGUUGCAAGAGGAGAGAGACAAAAGACCCUGUCUCUAUGGGAGUCCGGAUACAAUUUUUUUCACAUAGGCCUACUUCUCUACUGUGUUCAUAGUCACUCAUAUAUGUGAAUGAGGGUUUUUUUUUUCUUUAGAUUUUUUUUUAAAGUUGGUAUUCUUUUCAUAAUCUGUUUCACAGAAAACAGUACAGGAAGUUUAAGAUUGGACAAAGAAGUAAAAGAAUACAAGGUCUCUAUCUUCAUUGUUCAUAUAUACUGUAGUUUGCUUGACACAGCUGUUCUUGAAAUAAAUUGUUUAGAAUUUUGUUUUAACGUAAGGCUGUAUUAAGUUCAGUGUAAAAUAUCUUGUAUGUUUGAUGGAGUUUUGCAAGAACAGUGAAGUCUAGGUUGACCUUAAAUAUUAUGGUCUUCAACCUGACCAAAGAAAAUGAUAUCAUUUCAAAUGAUGAUAUAGAUAAUCUUUCUGUC
Medicago truncatula (barrel medic) is the source of this 3532-nucleotide messenger RNA. Its product is annotated as intracellular protein transport protein USO1. The record is from RefSeq and is a predicted model, not a curated record. The transcript has 6 exons. Bases 379 to 3135 code for a protein of 918 amino acids. NCBI's taxonomy places the organism in Eukaryota, Viridiplantae, Streptophyta, Magnoliopsida, Fabales, Fabaceae.